AUGAAGUUUCAGAAAUUGGAAGACGAUUAAACAUUAAAAGACCAAUAGAAUCUCAAAUAAAAGAAGGAAUUAUUAAAAUAAGAAUUUGAACAUUUGGAAGAAAUUAAAAAAUAUGACAAUUUAUCAAUUGUUUCUAGCAAUGAUUUUAAGUUUAAAGCUGAAUUAGAUAAACUGUUGGAAAUGAAUAGAAGUAAGAAUAAAGAAUUAAGUUUAUUGCUAAAACCUUAAACAUUUUAAUCAUCUAAAUCAUAGAUGGGAGGUUCCUAAUUGUAAACCAUAUCUGGGACUUAUGGUUAGAUUAGAUCGAUUAAUAAUCAUCAUUCGGACCCCUUAUUUGCUACAUUUACAUAGAGCAUUUAUACUAAAGAUACAGAUAGCAAUGAAUAAUAUAUUGAGUAAUUAAGGGUUCAGGAAGAACGAUAUAACGAUUUGAUUUUAGAAGAAUCUGAAAAAAGAGAUUCUCUGGAGUAACAAUUAAUUCAAAUUGAAAAAUCGAAAUUAAUCUUACAAUAAAAAGUAGAAUAAUAUCAAAUGUUAACAAGAAUGUCAAAUAAGAGAUUUGCUAACACUUAAUCUCUAUAGUUUUUAGCAGAAUAAAAAAAGGAAACUAGUAAAGUAAAUUUGAGAUCCAUUAAGGAUGAAUUCGAUUAGAUGAAGAAAAUGCAAGACACAUAUAAAAAAUAAUAAGAAGAAAAGUAGUCGAAUUUAUAGAAGGUCAUUUAUGUUGGAGAAGAGAAUAUUGGACAUAAUGCUAUUAAAAUUGAACAUGCAUUAUCGAUGAAUACCGAAUGUGUUAGAUAAAUUGAAAAAUUAGAAAUAGAAAAACAAAAGAAAAUUGAAAAAAAAUUAGAAAGUCGNUAUACUCGAGAGUAGAUAAUCACAAUAGUAUAUUACUAAAAAAGUCAUAAUCUUGAUUUAUUAAAUUACUCUACGCGAAGUAGAUUUAAUAAUACAAUAAGCUAAUAAGGAUUGAUUCAUAUUAGCCAUUAUCUCCGUUAACUUUCCCCAUAACAGCAAAAUUGA
Paramecium octaurelia is the source of this 1023-nucleotide messenger RNA. The record is from the annotation of a GenBank genome assembly. NCBI's taxonomy places the organism in Eukaryota, Ciliophora, Oligohymenophorea, Peniculida, Parameciidae.